GUGACGAUUUACAUUCAAAGCUCAAGAAAUCACAAGAUCUACUCGAUAAAGGUCUAAAAAAUAAACAAAAAAUUGAAGUCUUACAAAAAAAACAUGCCUCUUUAGAGAUGGAAUAUUACCAUAAAAGUGAAGAAUAUUAA
This is a messenger RNA of Dentiscutata erythropus, 140 nucleotides long. NCBI's taxonomy places the organism in Eukaryota, Fungi, Glomeromycota, Glomeromycetes, Diversisporales, Gigasporaceae. The record is from the annotation of a GenBank genome assembly.